This is a messenger RNA of Conger conger (European conger), 1440 nucleotides long. It is a transcript of the gene fndc5a, whose product is annotated as fibronectin type III domain containing 5a. Gene Ontology annotation, molecular function: protein binding. The transcript is spliced from 6 exons. NCBI's taxonomy places the organism in Eukaryota, Metazoa, Chordata, Actinopteri, Anguilliformes, Congridae. The record is from RefSeq and is a predicted model, not a curated record. Bases 254 to 913 code for a protein of 219 amino acids.
UUCGGAAGAACGCACGGGGCCCCCUCUCGCCUGCUGUUGAAUGCGGUUGUGGCUGCGCUGUCCCAGGUGCUGGACCGCCGAGCCUGUCGCGUCCGUCUGCGGCACACGCGUCGAGCCGUGACUGAACGCGGUUUCCCCAGCUGAGACGGGAGGGAGGCGGAUUGUCGCGAAUGCUAAACAAUCGCACGCCGGUGCCGGUUAAUACAACCUCCUCAAAGUAAAUGGGAUUUCACGUCCUCAGAUUGUUUGAAGGAUGGAGAGAUUUUCGCUGUCUGCCGCGCUGCUGCUGAUUCUGACCUGUCUCGGCUUAUCUUUGGUCUCGGCAGACAGUCUGACGGCUCCGGUGAACGUGACGAUCAGGGCGCUGAAGGCCAACUCUGCCGUGGUGUCCUGGGACAUCCCCGAGGGGGACCCCAUCAUCGGAUUCGCCAUCACCCAGCAGAAGAAGGAUGUGCGUAUGCUGCGGUUCAUCCAGGAAGUGAACACCACCACCCGCUCCUGUGCAUUAUGGGACUUGGAGGAGGAGACGGACUACAUCGUGCACGUUCAGUACCUCAGCAUGAGUGGGCCCAGCCCGCCCAGCGAAGCACUGCUCUUCCGCACCCCCAAGGAGGCUGAGCAGCUGGCCUCCAAGAGCAAGGACGAGGUGAAGAUGGAGGGGGUGGGCCAGACCACUCAGCUAAGAGCGGGGGAGCUCAUCAUCAUCGUGGUGGUGCUGAUCAUGUGGGCAGGCGUGAUCGCGCUGUUCUGUCGUCAGUAUGACAUCAUCAAAGAUAACGAGCCCAACAACAAUAAGGACAAGGCCAAGACCUCGUCAGAGUGCAGUACCCCAGAGCACCCGACGGGGGGGCUACUGCGCAGCAAGUUCCCCAAGAACAGCAGGAAGCCGUCUGUGAACAUCAUCGAGGUGUGACUCCGCCCAUUCCCGAAUCUCGCGUCGGAGAAACGUUGACGAGACGAAAACGGAACAAAGAUUAAACUCGAUUAAGCCCAGGCUCCCUUCUGCUGCUGCAACCGCUGCACGGCAUUCUGGGAAGAGCCGGGGAUUGUGGGAAAGGCCUCCCUGCCCGCCCUUUUGAUGGCGGGACAGGCGUUUUUGACGGGGAGGUUCUCCGGGGUGGAGGGGUCCCCGGGGCGGAUCGGACCAGGCUGGAGCGCAGGCCUGCGGGGGGACCUCCCGGCAGAGAGACCACGGGCGCAUUUUGGGGUCCCCCCCUCCCCCUGUCGUCCACACUGAGGAGUUUUUGGGGAAACCAGGACAAAGCCAUGCACUACGGGGGGGGGCAGGUCUGCAGAUAACAGGACCCUUUACCUCAACCUCACACCACGUUACCGCUAAACGCUCAGACCCUCAAACACCUCUCCCUCUCUUUCUCUCUCUCUGUCUCCCUCCUUCUCCCUCUCUCUCCUUCUCUCUCCCUCCUUCCCACUCUCCCUCUG